UGGUGAUAGUGAAGAUUCUGUCGGUUUUCAGUUGAUCUUUCAAACCAUUAUCCAGCCACUGGGAAAAUGAACUCAACUAACGGUCACCGGAGAGUUGAAAACCAAUGACCCAUUUUCGUUUUCUCCAUCUUCUUGUAGAGAUUGAGAUAUGUUGAAGCCAUUGACGACAACGCUCAGCUCCUCGUGCUUAGGGUCAGGUGUACGGAUACACCAUGUAUACUUCACAAAGCAUGGUGACCUUAUCAGGUCUUAUGAAGGGUCUCGUUUUACAAAAACUUCCAAAGGUUCAUUGCAUUUCAAUUCUGAUGAACAAAAUUUUUCCCGAAUUGGAAGAUUAAAAACCAGGUGCCAGCACCAGCAACAUGUAUUUCCCAACAAUAUAGCACACAUUUCAGCUGAUGGCACUCAUCAAGACCAAAAUGAUGUUUCUAAAGCAACAUUGAUAUGGAGGGCAAUUAAGUUGCCGAUUUACUCUGUUGCUUUGGUUCCUUUGACUGUAGGUGGUGCAGUUGCUUAUUUGCAAACAGGCUUGUUUUCAGCUAGGCGUUAUAUGACACUCUUGGCUUCUUCCGUUCUUAUUAUUACUUGGCUCAAUUUAAGCAAUGAUGUCUAUGAUUUUGAUACCGGAGCAGACAAGAACAAAAAGGAAUCAGUAGUAAAUUUGGUUGGCAGCCGGUCAGGGCCCCUUAUUGCUGCCUAUUCGUCACUUGCCCUUGGCUUCAUUGGGUUGACAUGGGCAUCUGCAGAUGCAAGAAAUAUGCGUUCAUUGUUGCUACUUGGUUGUGCAAUCUUUUGUGGUUACGUAUAUCAGGUUCUAUUGCAGUGCCCACCAUUUCGGUUAAGUUACCAAGGAUUGGGAGAGCCCUUGUGCUUUGCAGCGUUUGGCCCAUUUGCUACCACUGCUUUCUACUUGUUACUGGGCAGCACAAGGGAGAUAAUCUUCCUCCCCUUGACACACACCGUUCUUUCUGCAUCGGUGCUCGUAGGCUUGACGACUACCCUUAUUCUGUUCUGUAGCCAUUUUCAUCAGAUUGAAGAAGAUAUCGCCGUCGGGAAAAUGUCACCUUUGGUAAAGAUGGGCACUGAGAGAGGUUCAAUGGUUGUGAAAGGGGCAGUCUUAACACUCUAUUCUCUUUUAUUUAGUCUUGGUCUAUGCAAAGCUCUUCCACUAACUUGCAUUGUGCUUUGUGCCUUGACCUUACCUAUAGGGAAACUGGUGGUUAACUUUGUUGAAGAGAACCACAAGGACAAAGGGAUGAUCUUCAUGGCAAAAUAUUAUUGUGUGAGGUUGCAUGCUUUAUUUGGAGCUGCAAUGACUGCAGGGUUGGUCUCAGCUAGGAUACUUGUUAAAUGAUAUGUUCACAGCUUCCAAUUCAGUUUUUCCUUACAUCACUCCUCACAUAAGUAGUUUUGGUUGCAUUCAACUCUAACAAGGCUGGACAUUAAGAGCUUUUUGCCACCUGGAACCUGUGUACUCUGAAGCAAUCAGGAAAUUCAAAAAUCAUUUAUCUUUUCUCGCCCUACUCAAAAA
Messenger RNA from Gossypium raimondii (Peruvian cotton), 1531 nucleotides. RefSeq names its product 2-carboxy-1,4-naphthoquinone phytyltransferase, chloroplastic. Bases 149 to 1354 code for a protein of 401 amino acids. NCBI's taxonomy places the organism in Eukaryota, Viridiplantae, Streptophyta, Magnoliopsida, Malvales, Malvaceae. Gene Ontology annotation, biological process: phylloquinone biosynthetic process. The record is from RefSeq and is a predicted model, not a curated record. The transcript is spliced from 11 exons. Gene Ontology annotation, molecular function: prenyltransferase activity. Gene Ontology annotation, cellular component: membrane.